UGUUGAGUUGCAUUUGGAAACGGUUUGGGACUCGAAGUGCUCGGCUUCCAAGAGCAGAGGCCGGAUACGGCGGCCGUCCAGGAUCUCGGACGCAUUGCGGGAGGACGGACGGAGUGGGUCGGAGUGAUGAAGUCGACGUGAUUGUCAUUGGCGGUGGACACGCUGGAUGCGAAGCGGCACAUGCGUCAUGCCGACUCAAGGCCAAGACGCUGUUGAUAACCCAAAAGAAGAGCACAAUAGGCGCCAUGUCGUGUAAUCCAUCUAUUGGCGGAGUGGGAAAGGGGAAUUUGGUUCGAGAAGUGGACGCUCUUGGUGGGUUGAUGGGUAUAGUUGCCGAUCGCGCGGGGAUUCAAUUUCGUGUAUUGAAUGCCAGUAAAGGACCUGCGGUACACGGGUACAGAUGUCAAGUGGACCGCGACUUGUAUCGAAUGCACAUGAUGGAUGCGCUGACGAAGAAUGAGUAUUUGGACGUGCUUGAAGCCAGUGUCGAAGAUUUGAUUGUGGAGAAGGAAGCGGUGUGCGGUGUGCAGCUGUCGGACGGUUCGAGUAUUCGGAGUCGAUCGGUGGUCUUGACGACCGGAACGUUUCUUUGUGGAACCAUUCACAUUGGAAGAGAGCGAGUUUCUGCGGGGAGGAUGGGAGAUCCGUCAUCCAGCGGACUGUCUAGAUCGCUCAAGGCCUUCAGUUUCAGCCUUGGGCGUCUGAAGACGGGCACGCCACCGAGAUUGGAUCUGCAUACGGUUGACUUUACAGACUUGGAGGUUCAGCCGGGAGAUGAGCGGCCGGCUGCGUUUAGCUUUUUGCACACGCGAGACGACUUGAUCCGAGACCAAAAGCAUUGCUGGAUGACUCAUACCAACGAGACGUCGCACAAAAUAGUUUCUGAGAAUAUGCAUUUGGCACCCGCAUUCGAUUCCGGCAAGGAGGGGCUGGGUCAGGGCCCGCGGUACUGUCCCAGCAUUGAAGUUAAAAUUCAGAGAUUUCCGAACAAAAGUCAUCACAUUUGGCUGGAGCCUGAAGGUCUGAACUCUCCGGUCAUCUAUCCAAACGGCAUCUCGUGCAGCUUGCCAAGACACGUCCAAGAGGAGUUUGUUCACAGUAUCAAGGGCCUAGAGGCGGUGAAAAUCCUGCAGUACGGCUACGCGGUUGAAUACGACUAUGUGGAUCCCAGAGAACUUUGGAGAACUUUGGAAACCAAAAAAAUCCGCCGUCUCUAUUUCGCUGGACAAAUCAACGGCACGACCGGGUACGAAGAAGCGGCCGCCCAGGGCCUGAUGGCCGGUCUGAACGCCGCGCUCAAGGUCCAAGGAAGGGAGCCAUAUGUCAUGGACCGGGCGGACGGAUACAUCGGCGUUUUGAUAGACGACUUAAUCACUCGAGGAACCAACGAACCGUACAGAAUGUUCACUUCCAGAGCCGAAUAUCGCCUCACCCUCCGAGCCGACAACGCGGACUUCCGAUUAACUCCCAAAGGACACGAACUAGGAUGCGUUUCGAGAGAACGAUACGAACUGUAUUGUCGCCGGUUGGAAGGUUGCCUUCGCACGAAGGAAAUUCUCUGCAGUCUCAAACUAACGCCCAAUCAAUGGAACGCGCUCGGUCUAACGCCAACCAAAUUCUCCAUGGACGGACGCCCACUGUCCGCCUCGGAGGUCCUUCGGAGGAAGGAAAUAGGCUGGAAGGACAUUCAAGCCGCCUUUCCGGACCAACUCGCGCCUAUCGACGACCACGUCGGAGAAUACUGCAGAAACGAGUGCUUGUACGGAGACUAUUUAGAGAGGCAAAAAAGAGAUGCACUGGCCUUCAAAAAAGACGAAGGCCUAAAAUUCCCGCCAGACAUCAACUACUUUCAGUUCAACGCUCUUAGCAACGAAGAAAAAGAAAAGCUGUCAGCAAUCAGACCGGAAACUCUAGGGCAGGCGAGCAGAAUAUCCGGAAUCACCCCAGCGUCUCUGUUCAGACUGCAUGCCAUGAUCAAUAAAGAAAAUAUGAACAAGAAAAGAGACGUAAAAUUGGGCAAUUCGUACGUUCGACCGACCUAGUCUCUCUUCAGCGCUUCGCGCCGAACCACCACAACAACGUGAAACGCAAAUCACAAGUGAAACGCUUCUGCACGCCACCUUCCUUUGUGCGAACGCUCUAUCGACUCAGGCGACUGCCCAACAGAUCCUACUACACAAUCAAUCGGUGCGCACAAUCUCCAACGGUCAACCACAAUCAAUCGAUGCGCACAAUCUCCAACGGUCAAAUGCCCUCGUUGUAACUUCGAACGACCUUGUUUGCAGCUUUAAACCGCGCGAGGGCCUCCCUGGCCGCCUCUCUCUUCUCUUCAAUCUCGGGACUUUCUACCAACAGCUCUCCAAACAGCUCCGGACGGUACAACGCGUCAACCAGGUCGUGUUGUAUUGACUCCUUACUUCUGUUCACCAUGUUGACCAUAAUGAUUUUCACGACUGCGUUUCGAAUGCUCUUUCGACUGAUGCCCAAGUAAAUUCGUAAGAACUGGACGAUCAUCCUCACCUGCGCCAUCUCUUGCUCGGACAUGUCCUCGAUUCGGACAUUGGCACCGAGCGAUCGCAGGCCGCCCAGCGCGGAGUCCGAUUCCGGCGGCGAGGACUUCAAUUCUGACUUGGGUCGCGAACUUUGCUCGGACGGCCCAAACAGUAUUGACCAAAACUGGCUGGCCAGGCCAUUCUUAGACUUCUCCUGACUCUCGGAGCAGCUCAGAGAAUCUGCGACGUAGCCGUCAUGUUGUUCCUGAACGGACUCUUGGUGAUGCAUGCGCUGCUUUACAAAAUCUGGGUGGCUGGUGUCAAUAUAACCCAGCUCCAAAUCAAUAAACUUAUGAAUCGCCUCGACUGCUUCCUUGAAGUCGCGACGAAGCGUCUUUAGAGCCAUCUCAUGAAUUCGGCUGACCAGUCUCGGAAA
Molecule: messenger RNA, 2928 nt
Organism: Schistocerca gregaria
Lineage: Eukaryota; Metazoa; Arthropoda; Insecta; Orthoptera; Acrididae
Product: tRNA uridine 5-carboxymethylaminomethyl modification enzyme MnmG-like
Exons: 2
Coding region: 246-2042 (598 amino acids)
Biological process (GO): tRNA methylation; tRNA wobble uridine modification
Cellular component (GO): cytosol
Molecular function (GO): flavin adenine dinucleotide binding
Source: RefSeq, a predicted model, not a curated record